AUGGUAAUUCAUGGAACUCACAUGGUCCGAGUUUUAGUGGUUUGGUGCAUUGUGGCUAGUCCUAGUGCACGAGCUAUGAACCAUGGCGCCUAUGCACUCUCCUUCGACUACAAGGACGCAUUUAGCAAGGCGAUAUUAUUCUUUGAAGGCCAACGUUCCGGAAAAUUGCCCUCGACUCAGCGAGUUAAAUGGCGUGAUGACUCAGCCCUCUUCGAUGGGGAGUCUAAGGGUGUGAAUUUAAGCGGUGGAUACUAUGAUGCUGGUGAUAAUGUGAAGUUUGGGUGGCCAAUGGCGUAUACAAUAUGCUUGUUGAGUUGGACUGCGAUCGAGUACCCUAGACAAAUAAACUUCGUGAAUCAACUCGGUUACCUACAGUCAGAAAUCCGUUGGGGCUCCGAUUUUAUCCUCAAGGCACACAUUUCGUCCACAAAACUUUACACCCAGGUAGGAGAUGGAAACAGAGAUCACUCAUGUUGGGAGCGGCCCGAGGAUAUGGACACCCCACGAACCGUAAUAGAGAUCAACGCUUAUUCUCCGGGGACCGAGGUGGCAGCUGAGUCUGCAGCCGCACUCGCUGCCGCAUCCAUUGUUUUUAAAGCGGUUGACUCUAAAUACUCAUCAAAACUACUAAAGCAUUCAAAAUCAUUGUUCGAGUUCGCUGACAAAUACAGAGGAUCGUACCAGGGUUCUUGCCCUUUCUACUGCUCCUACUCUGGUUACAAUGAUGAGUUGUUGUGGGCAUCGGCUUGGCUAUACAAAGCAACUGGAGAAAGCCGAUACUUGAACUAUGCCAUAAGCAAUCAAAGGUGGAGCCAAGCCGCUACAGAGUUCAGUUGGGAUAACAAGUUUGUGGGAGCUCAGACAUUACUAGCAAAGGAAUAUUUUGCUGGCAAAAGCGACUUGGAGACGUUUAAAGCCGGAGUGGACUCGUUUGUAUGCGCCGUGAUGCCAAAAAGUGGCUCCGUCCAAAUCAGGACUACUCCUGGUGGACUAUUGUACACUAGAGAUAGUAGCAAUUUACAGUAUGCUUCAGGUGCUUCCAUGGUGUUACUUGCCUACUCCAACGUACUCAUUGGAGGCGUCCAAUGCGGCCCUACCAAAUUCACUCCUGAUCAGAUCAAAUCCUUUGCAAAAUCCCAGGUUGACUACAUUCUUGGAAAAAACCCUCUAAAGAUGUCAUACAUGGUUGGGUACAGUAGCAAGUAUCCAACACAUGUGCACCACCGAGGUGCAUCCAUCGACUCAGUCUAUGCUCACCCAGCUAAGGUCGGUUGCAACGAUGGCUACUCAAGCUACUAUUCUUCUAGUAAUCCGAACCCUAAUAUCCAUGUGGGUGCGAUUGUUGGAGGGCCAGACUCAAACGAUGGGUUCGCUGAUAUGAGAUCAGACUCUUCACAUUUAGAACCCACAACUUAUAUGAAUGCCGCUUUUGUCGGAUCCGUGGCUGCGUUUCUUGGUGAUAAUAGUAAUUGCAAAUUAGAUUGGCUUCAAAUCCCAAAAACAAAUCUUGAUGAUAUCAUCUAG
This is a messenger RNA of Lactuca virosa, 1524 nucleotides long. Lineage: Eukaryota; Viridiplantae; Streptophyta; Magnoliopsida; Asterales; Asteraceae. The record is from the annotation of a GenBank genome assembly.